AAAAUAAAUAUAAAACUAAAGAUUAAAAAAAAUCAUUUUUUUAAUAGAAAUUUCUAAAUGCUCCGUAAAUCUGGGAUUUAUUUAAUCAGAUUUUUGUUUCUGAAUAAAAAUCUGCCAAAUUAGGGCAGAUUAUCUUUUGUUACCAUGGUGACAGUCUGGGUUACACUGGAGUAUCCGGGAACUUUGCCUCUUCCUCUUCAUCACCAUCUUCCUCCUCUUCCUCAGACCGCAGUCCGUCGCGGCUCCUGCUCAGGUUCGGUUCAGUUCGGUUCUCUUCGUGUUUCCUGUCGGCUGAUUUUUGAAGCGUGGACGCGUCCCGGCUCGUGCAUGUGUCGGUAAAUCUGACAGAUGAUGACGUGACGUUAGCGUGUCAGCGCUUUGAUGUUUGAUGCGAGACACGCUGAUGGCUGCGGAACAUUUGAUCUUUUGUUUGUGUUUCCUCUUUGAUGUUGCGGGAUUUUCUGCGCUCUGAUUGGCUCCUGCCUUCUGAUCCAUCAGUCACGUGACGAUUAUUAAUUAUUGUUUACUGUUUGUUCCGAAAUCAGUAGAUGGAUGGAUGCAUGGUUGAUGUAUCUGCUUCUCUGAUUGGCUCAUUCUUUCAGCUCAGGAGUCAAUCAGGAAGCAGAACAUUAAUCAGUGAGUCCUUCAGAACCGGUUCUGGUUGAGCUCGCCCUGUAUUGGUUCUGGUUCUGGGGAGCUGCAGAAUCAGAACUGCAGCAGGUUGGGAUUUUCAGCCUGCUGUUCGGUCCGAACUCUGCGCUGGUUCUGGUCGGGUUCUCCAGAACCUGUCCCCUCCCCACCCCUCCAGGAUGUCGGUGUCUCCGGGCCUCGCCGACCUUUCCCGCCUCUACCAGACCGAGUUCGUGCGCAGCGCGCGCGCGGUCGGCGUGCUGUGGGCCGUGUGCACGCUCUGCUUCGCCGUCAUCCAGGUGGUCAUCCUGGUCCAGCCGUCCUGGGUCGGAACCACGGCGUCCGGGCCGCCGCUGCCCAGCGGAACCAUGGGACUGUUUGAGGUCUGCCUGGAGUCGGACUGGCCGGUCCCAGACUGCCGUGGCGGUCUGUCCAGCCUGUCUCCGCUGCCGUCCUUCCAGUCGGUGGCCGUGUUGGUGGGCGUGUCUCUGUGGGCGGUGUGGACCAGCGUCCUCUGUCUCUGUCUCUUCCGAUUCUGCAGCGCUGCCACCGUCUACAAGAUCUGCGCAUGGCUGCAGCUGACAGCAGGCUUCUGUCUCGCCCUGGCGUGUCUCCUGUUUCCCGACUCGUGGGAGAGUCCAGAGAUGAGAGUUCUGUGCGGAGAUUCGGAUCCAGGUUUAGGCUCCGCCCCCUUCCCCAGGUGGGCAGCUUCUCUCCAGGUAACUGCUCUGUCCACUGGGCCUACAUCCUGGCGCUGCUGGGCAUCUUGGACUACGCCAUCCUGGCCACGCUGGCCUUCGUCCUGGCCAACCGGCAGGACGCCCUGCUGCCACCCGACGCCCCGGAUGUGACCGCAGGCCUGCUGAUGUCCGCCUGAGGAGGGAUCGUCCAGGAUCCCUGAAGGUUCCCUGGACGUUCCCUGAAGGUUCCCUGGACGUUCCCUAUAGAUGAACUGCAGAGUUAGUUGGUGAAAGCUAACUAUUUAACUUCACGCUAAAUAUUUAACUUGUUUACUAAAUACAUGAUUCAAAGUAAAUAAUUGGCUUAAAUGAAAUAUUUAGCUUGCUAUUUAGUUUGGAGCUAGUUAGCUUGCUAAGCUAAAGCUUUAGCUUUCAAACUAAAUAUUUAACUUGCAGAAGAUGAAGUGCCCUUCCUUUCCGUUUUGUUUCUUCCAAACGGCGCCUGGAGCCCUCGGGUCCAGUGAGGCGGACCCGGUCAGAACCACCUGGACGUUUUCUGUCCAGGUGGUUCUGACCUUUUUGUCCGUCUCUGUUUUGUUCUUUUCUCCGUUGCUCAUUAACAUUUAGAACCAGAUCCAUUUGUUAGAACUCCAGAACCCUUAAAGCUUCGCUUCGUCUGAGCUUCUGCGAACCUCAGUGGGAGAAAUGAUUAACUCUACCACUGAAUAUUAUUAAUAAGACAUUAAUAUUAUUGGUGAUCAAUAAAUCUUAAUGUUUAGAAAUA
This is a messenger RNA of Poecilia latipinna (sailfin molly), 2094 nucleotides long. RefSeq names its product LHFPL tetraspan subfamily member 4b (gene lhfpl4b). The transcript has 5 exons. The record is from RefSeq and is a predicted model, not a curated record. Gene Ontology annotation, biological process: sensory perception of sound. Gene Ontology annotation, cellular component: plasma membrane. The coding region runs from base 810 to 1481 and encodes 223 amino acids. Lineage: Eukaryota; Metazoa; Chordata; Actinopteri; Cyprinodontiformes; Poeciliidae.